Amoebophrya sp. A120 is the source of this 2197-nucleotide messenger RNA. The record is from the annotation of a GenBank genome assembly. NCBI's taxonomy places the organism in Eukaryota, Dinophyceae, Syndiniales, Amoebophryaceae.
AACCAGUCCCUCGUGCCACUUUGUGGCGAACUCGGAAUUUUUGUUGCGUCAAGAAUCUUUUCGCCGACAAAGCGCAAGGAUCAGGCUACGGGCGGUUCCUUGAGAGAUCUCGACACAGCAUUUGCGCUAUCGCACGCUCUGGAAAAAAAUGCGCCCGGUGCCGCUCCAAAUCAACAAUCAAAACAAAUGUUGGCCUCACCAUGCCACCGUCACUCUUCAGGCUUUGCCCUUUUGUCUGCACUGCUCGUUUUCGUGAGCAGACUGCUCUUACCGGUCUGUGCAGAUGAAGAUGACGCUGAGAAGAUUGCGCGCGUGCUGGAAAGACUCAAGGAAUACGAUGCGGAGGAGGUAUCGCACUGGCACGGGGUGGAAACACCGACGUCGUGCCGCCGACCGUGGCAGUUUUUCGAUCGCACCCCCCUGGUGUGGCAGGAUUGGUUUCGGCGGGAGUGCAGUAGGUCGCAUAACAAAGUGCCAGUCUACUAUGAGAACGCCACGUCCUCAAUGCGCGUUUUCGCGUUCGACCGCUUUGUAAAGCGAAGCUACCUACGGGAUGGCGCGGGUAUGGAAAACCUCUGUCAAGACCCGGCCCUGUACGAAAAGCAGUUCACCUGGCCCUUCCGCAUGGAGUAUGUCCUUCCAAGAAGAGGCCUGGAACAGACGAUGUCUUCAGACAUGCUUGAUGCGGGAAGGACACUGGAGACUCUGCAGCCGGAAUAUGGAAAAGACUUGGUCCAGAGGGAGACGGCGGCGCUUAAGUCGGCUUGCGCGGCGUCGCACGAGCGCGCUACCACUCUGACUCACCCAUCGGUGUCUCAAACCAAGGCAAGUCAGCGCCACCGUCCGCGCAUAUCUCCACCCAACUACUUCCCUCCGCAGAGCAAGACGUAUCUGCCUCUACGCAGCUCGAUUGCGCAGCAAAAGCAUCCGGUCGUAAACAUGGAUUUGGACAACUACCGCUGUAGACCUUGGAAUCACCGCCCAGAAGACCACAUUGACGUUUCUGUCGAGGCGGAUAUUUACGCGGUGAUUAAUCCGAUACGCUCCAAAGUGACGAAAACGAUAGAAGUGUCGAUGGCCACGGGGCUCCCGCGCGAACUGCCGAUAUACCGCGUCGUUGCAAGAACGGACGGGAACGAAGAUGAUGAGAACGGGCAAAUUCUUGCUGGUCGUUCAACUUCUGCGGCGAUUCAACUUGACAGCCUCGGAGCCAGUGACAAAACCAAAAACGUCAACUACGAUUACGACAUGCAAGCCGGUCGGUUCAGGUCGUUUUUCGUCCUACACGACCGCUCCGCGAGUUCCGGCAACUACACGAUUUAUCUACCGCACGACACGUACGAACAUCGGUUCAACGGAAGCAGUAUUCAACUAAAGUUGAACUCCACGAUGGGCUGCGACACGCCUUUGGGACUGUGGAGCCACGACACCCGACCAGUGGUGCGCUGCGUUCUGGACUCGCUUGCGGAAUUUCUGCACAUGGACGAAACGACGAGUGUGCUGGAUUGGGGCAGCGGGUGCGGUCACCAGUUGGCAUACUUGGCUGGAAGCUACGGCGUUUCCGGUCUGGGGAUCGAGCCCGUGCUCGGGGCGGCGACUAGUGCGCAGAAGCACUACGAGGGACGAUGGGUGAAAGGAAAAGCAGCAACUGCAGUGUCUGCGGAAGGGGUUAAUGAUCCUUCGGACCGCACGGUUUGGGCCGAACAGCAGUUCUUCAAGCAACCUUUGCUUUCGACGGCAACGAACCCGCCAGCCGAGACUGCUGCGACCGUUCGGUUCUGCCAAGACAACGGCGCGGAUCUGAGCCACCUACCAUCGAACAGCUUUACUCACGUGCUGAGCUACGGCGCAUUGUAUCACUUUGAACCGACAGCGCAGUGCGACAUUCUGCACCAGAUGGUCCGGGUUGCGCGGGAGAAGGUGGUCAUUGGCUGGCAUGUGGCUUCCCCGACGACAUACGCCUCCGCGACCUGCCCGGGUUGGGAGCGGUGUCUCGAGAUGUUGAGGUUGAAAACACGAGGCCUGUACUACGGCGUCGUUGAGGUGUGCAUGCCGGAGAGGUGUAUUUUCGGGCAAAGCACAUACGACCUACCAUUCGACAGCAUCAUCAUCCAGAAAGUGUACGGAUCUGUGGCGGCUGCUGGUGGAGUCGGUAGACAACGCGCAUGAAUUUGAUUGCAAACAGGCUCUGUGGCAU